AUGAUGAAAGAUCCAGCAAAAGUUACAUGCAGAAUUUUUGUUGGAAAUUUACCAACUGAUGAUAUGGAGAGGAAAGACUUAAAAGAUUUGUUUAGUAAAUUUGGUCUUGUUACAGGAGUUUUACUGAAUAGAGGUUUCGGUUUUGUGCAAUUCGAUAAUGAAACGAGUGCAGCAGAAGCGAUAAAAAGUAAUGGAACUAUUAUGUUUAAUGGUAAAAAAGUAGAUAUUAGGCCUGCCAGAAGACAUGGUUCAGAUAAAAAAGAAGUAGAAAGAGAUAGAUCUCCAAAUAGUGAUUAUUUUGAUAGAGGAAGAGAUGUUACAAGAUAUCCUGUCGAUCCUAAUGCUCCACCAGUUAGGUCAUCAGUUCCUUUUAGAAGUGCAUAUCCUCCUUCGGCUUUAACUGAUCGAGCCAAUGACUGUGAAAUAAUAGUUAUAAACAAAAAGCAAACGGAAUAUGCAGAAUCAAUAGAAGUUAGAUUAAAAAAAUUAGGUUUAACAGUUGAUUUAUUAUUUCCUAACGAAGAAGUACCCGUGACGAGAGUUUUAGCAAAAAUAGCAUCGAGAGGAAGUUUAUACGCCAUAUUAAUUAUGCCACAAAAUGAAGAUCAUCGGAGUUUAACAUUAAAUAUUUUACACGGGCAACCUCAAGAACAUAGAAAUAUGCCGCUUGAAGAUGCCAUUAAUUUGCUAGCUAGAAAUUUCGAUGCGUAUCUUCUACGCGAAAAGGCUAGCCGUCCAUCUGAAGUUAACGUUGUGCCCGCGACGGGUCCACUUACCGCCAUUAAUUUAACCGACAGACAUCCCGAAGCCAUUCAAGUAUUAUUAAAUCUUUUGGCGGAUAAUAGACAGUUGACGGUUCUUCAAUACGAUAAAGUAAUAUCGUACCUUCAAGGUAGAAAAGAACUUCAACUCAAAGUCGAACUCGUUCCCAGCGUGUCUUUAUCAACGGUCGACGGUCAAAAACAACAAGAACUUCAAUCUAGAAUAUUAAACAUUCUUAAUAACAAAACGGCAAAUUUAAUACAACCGUCACCGUUAGUACAACAACAACAACAACAACCGACACCUACACAAACUCCAAUUCUUAACGAUCCAAAUGUACAAAAAGUGCUGGAUAGUUUAAUGCAAAGUGAUUUGUUACGUAAAAUAUCAGGAGGACCUUCACGAUUUUAA
Molecule: messenger RNA, 1173 nt
Organism: Pediculus humanus corporis (human body louse)
Lineage: Eukaryota; Metazoa; Arthropoda; Insecta; Psocodea; Pediculidae
Exons: 8
Coding region: 1-1173 (390 amino acids)
Molecular function (GO): RNA binding
Source: RefSeq, a predicted model, not a curated record